UUUUUUUUUUUCGCUUUCUCUUUCUUUUUAUAUGAUGUCAAUGCUUCGUUCUUGUCUUAUUCGUGGUGUUAGAUAUUCUCAUUCUUCAGCUGCUACUCAUAGUGUUCCUUCUGUCAGAGGAAACAUUCAAGACGUUGAAAGUUUCAUGAAGGCUAUCGGCCGUAACUGUGAAGAAGUUGCUGGAAAGUUUGAAUCUUGGGAGCAAUUGUUUACUACAAAUAGUCGCAUCAUGAAGAACGAUAUGGGCAUUAGCACCAAACAAAGAAAGUACAUUUUAAGCUGGUCAGAAAGAUAUAGAAAGGGUGUUGAGCCUUAUGCUAUUUCUGUUCCCAAAAAGAAAUAAACGUUUAUUCUUUCACCAAUCAUUGACUUUACAAGGAUUCAAU
Gilbertella persicaria is the source of this 386-nucleotide messenger RNA. RefSeq names its product IGR protein motif-domain-containing protein. The record is from RefSeq and is a predicted model, not a curated record. NCBI's taxonomy places the organism in Eukaryota, Fungi, Mucoromycota, Mucoromycetes, Mucorales, Choanephoraceae. Bases 32 to 343 code for a protein of 103 amino acids. The transcript is spliced from 3 exons. Gene Ontology annotation, cellular component: mitochondrion.